AUGUCUACCAUCUCUUCCGCCAUCGCCAAGGACCACCGCGAGCUGGAGCAGUACUACAACGAGGUGAUCAACUCCACCAACCACGACCACCAGCAGCGCUAUGGUAACCAGUUCACCUGGGAGCUCGCCCGCCACUCCGUCGGGGAGGAGCUCGUCGUCUACCCUGCGUUCGAAAAGUACCUAGGCGCCAAGGGCAAGGAGAUGGCCGAGAGCGACCGCAAGGACCAUCACCAGGUGAAGGAGCUGCUCAAGAUCUUCCAGGACCUGUCCUCGACCGAUCCCCGCUACCUGUCCAAGCUCAAGGAGAUCUGGGAGCCGCUGUCCAAGCACAUCAAGGAAGAAGAAGAGCAUGACCUGCCCGCCCUCGAGGAGGCGCUGCAGUCCCACCAGGACGCCUCGUCCAAGAUGGCCACGAGCUUUGGACGCACCAAGAUGUUUGUCCCGAGUCGGAGCCACCCCAGCGCCGGCGAGCACCCGCCCUUUGAGACGGUCAUGGGACUCUUGACGGCGCCGUUUGACCACGUCGCGGAUAUUUUCAGGAAAUUUCCCGACCAGACCGUCUCCCCCAACCCGUCCACCAAGUGA
Molecule: messenger RNA, 585 nt
Organism: Emericellopsis atlantica
Lineage: Eukaryota; Fungi; Ascomycota; Sordariomycetes; Hypocreales; Bionectriaceae
Product: HHE domain-containing protein
Exons: 2
Coding region: 1-585 (194 amino acids)
Source: RefSeq, a predicted model, not a curated record